Patiria miniata (bat star) is the source of this 1985-nucleotide messenger RNA. Its product is annotated as ribosomal RNA-processing protein 14-C-like. Gene Ontology annotation, molecular function: DNA binding; RNA binding. Bases 353 to 1636 code for a protein of 427 amino acids. Gene Ontology annotation, biological process: ribosomal large subunit biogenesis; ribosomal small subunit biogenesis. The transcript has 4 exons. Lineage: Eukaryota; Metazoa; Echinodermata; Asteroidea; Valvatida; Asterinidae. Gene Ontology annotation, cellular component: nucleolus. The record is from RefSeq and is a predicted model, not a curated record.
ACAAGUUGCUUAAACGUAACACGUGCGCGUAUGAUGUGUUGGUGGUUGUUGCAACACGACUGAAGCGAUUGGAGCAUGGAGAGCAGGCGAUAAAAGUCUGAAUUCUGUGGACUGUCGAGAUUAUCUGAAUAUGUGUAUGAAUGUGGUGUUAAAAUCACUGUUUUGAUUUUAGGGAGGUGUUUGACCUCGUUAAAAUCUGCCAACGCCGGAGGAGGCCGGAGGCUCCGACAAGUUUGCAGCUGUUUACACGAAUGAAUGAAUUUGCCCAUUGACGACAAGAAGUGAUUUCCAAAGGAACCUCUGGUUGUCAGUUUUCUUCCGUCAAGUUUAUCACAUUUGGUCGGAGGACCAGAUGACCAAUAGCCGUGUCGACAAGAUGGGGGAUGACAGCGCCCUCCAGAGGAGUUUGAGGGAGAAGAACGACUACUUCAAGAAAAUGGUCAACCUGAUCCCUGCCAAAUAUUAUCUGGACAAAGAGACCAAGAAAGCUGGGGAGAAAUUCUAUAAAAACAUAAAAGAGGAGGCACCACGGCAAGAGUUCAAGGACAAAUCUACCAAACAGAGCCGAAAGAAGCAGCGAAUGGACCCUGGUGCGAAUCAGCAACUCAAGGUCACUGACCUCCAGGAUGCCCUGGCCGUUAAAGAGGCGGAGAGAGAGAAGAGGAGACAGGAGAAGAUCAAGCAGGAGGAGGAGGUAGCAGAAGAACUCAAGGCAGAGGAGGACAAAGAUGAAGAGAGUAGUGGAGAUGAGAUGGAUGGAUUUGAGGGAGGACUACAAGGUCUUGGAGACAGUGAUGAUAAGGACUGGUCUCAAAGGAAGGUUGCUCAGCCAGUGAGUGUUGAGAGGAUUCAGAGUAGUGCAAGUAUCGACGAUCUGAGGAGAAAAGUUCAGGACAAAAUUGAGCAGAUGCGCCAACAGAGACACGCCAAGUCACUGGCAGGAAAUGCCCUUAUGUCCAAGAAAAUGUCUAAGAAGGUCAAAGAGGAAAAUGAGAAAAAACUGAGGAAACAAGAAACCUAUGAAGCCAUUAAGGCGAGCAAGGAGCAGAAGAGGAAAGAAAAGGAACGACAAAGGACAGUUAACGGAGGCGGUAAUAAGGAGGAUGCAGUCGACGCACAAGAAGGUGAAGAUGAGGUCCCAGGACCAAGCAAAGUCUCAUUCAGCAAGUUUGACUUUGAGGAGGAGAGCAGAGGAAUGAAAAAGGGGGGGAAGAAAAAAAAGAAGAAGAGGAAAGCCGGGGAGGAGAAACUCAGUGGUCGGGACUAUGAGGGUCUCCUUAAGAAGGUCAAGGCUAAGAAACAAAAGAUUGCCGAGGUGAAAAAGAGCAAUCCGGAUGCUGCAGAGGAGAUGAUCAAACAGGACAAAUGGCGGGCGGCGCUGGAUCGCGCCGAGGGAAAGAAGGUCAGGGAUGAUCCAGAGCUCCUAAAGAAAUCGAUUCGGAAGAAGAAAGAGAAAAAGAAGCACAGUGAGAAUAAGUGGAAGGAAAGGAAGGAGAGGACGAAGGAACUGAUGGCGGAGAGACAGAAGAAACGUAAGACGAACCUGAAGGGACGGAAGGAUGCGCUCAAAACCAAGAAGGUCAAACGACUGCAGAAGAAGGGAAAACUGCUCCUCAAAGACUCGGACUAUUCUUAGUUCGGACUACGUUUAAGGAUUCCCCAUUAACAUUAACCCCCUUGAGUGAUUUACUAGAAACCUUCCUCACUCUUGCAUUAUCGAACACCAUGGUAACUGCAACACCCAAACUGUUGGACCCAUAUGUUAAGCACAAUCAGUUUAGUGCAGUACUUACUCCAACAGAAUCAAGCAAAACUUGCGGUUUUUAAAGGGUUGGGGUGGUUAGGGAUAACCCUUCUGUUGCUUAAGAGGUCACAAUCGGUCAAAAUUUUCUUCCUCACCUCCUGGCCUUGAUGAGAGAAUAUGCUGCACAAUGUGGACACCCCACACAUACUUGUCAGAGGAUUAAGGAUACUGAAUGGAUAAU